UUUCAAGUCCGAUUCACACACACUCUCCCUGCUGCUAUAAACUUAACUACAAAAACACACACUGACACACAUAUCACAUCACUCUCUCUAUACGCUCCCUCUUAUAAUAAUAAUAUUUUAUUUAUAUAUUCGCCCCCCGUUUCAACUCUAAUUUUUGAGCUCAAACCCUAAUUUUAUAUAUGGGCAAGGAAGAGGUGGCUACUGAAGCUGGUGAAGUGGUGGCUAAUGGAACUGUGUUGCCAGCUAAACCGGAAAAUGGUGAAAGCGAGAAGAAAGAUGGGGAAAAGGAGGCAGUUGAGGAGAUGUGCGAGGAUAAGAAAGAUGACGUGAAGGAUGAAAAUGAGGAAGAUAAUGUUGACAGGGAGGAUGAUAAAGCAAGCAAAAAUGAGAAAGGAGAAGAGGAAGAGGUGAAGGACAUCACCGAAGAUAAAAAGGAGGAGGAAGUUAAGAGUGACGUGAUGGAAGUUGAUGAAGAGGAAAAAGAAAGUGAGGAUAAAAUUGUGGAAGCUGCUGAUGUAAAAGCAGAAGACGACAAGGGAGAAGAGGUUAAAGAGGAGGCAUCGAAAAAAAGUGCAACAAAAAAGAGUGGUGGAGAAAAAGGAAAGAAGGAGAACCUAAUUGAACAGAAUGAGAAAAAAAGGAAAGUGAAAAAUGAGGAGCCAAAAACUCCUGUUGUUCCGACAAUUGAACGACCGGUGAGGCAGCGGAAAUCCGUGGAAAGGUUGGUGGCGGUCAUUGAUAGGGAUACCGACAAGGAAUUUCACAUUGAAAAGGGACGUGGUACGGCUUUGAAAGAUAUCCCUAAUGUUGCUUACAAGUUAUCAAAGAAGAAAGUGGCUGAUGAAACACUUAAACUGCUCCAUUCUGUCUUAUUUGUGAAGAGAGGAAGGGCUUUGGAAAUCAAGAGUAACAUAUUGCGGUUUUCUGGCUUUGCCUGGGAUGAAAAUGAGGAAAAGCAAAAAGCUAAAGUUCAAGAGAAGCUUGAUAAGUGUAACAAGGAGAAGUUGUUUGAGUUCUGUGAUCUGCUCGACAUACCAAUUGCGAAACAUACCGCAAAAAAGGAAGAUGUCAUUGUGAAGCUGAUAGAUUUUUUGUUGCUUCCUCAUGCCACAACUAGUAAGUUACUUGCAGAGAAAGAACAGUCAAGCAAUGGUAAAAAACGUAAGAGCUCGGGCAAGAAAAGUACAUCUUCUGGUGCCACACCUUCAGAAGACUCUUCAAAGAAGCAGAAAGUUAAAAGUGCGUCUGAAAAAAAUAAGGGUACUCCAGAGAUGGAAGAGUCAGAGGGAGACGAGGAAGACAAAGAAAACAGUGAAGAUGAGAAUGUGAAUGAUGGCACUGAUAAGUCUGAAGGUGAAGAACAUGUAUCAGAACCUGAAUCUGGGGAAGACAGUAAGAAGCGCAAACGAGGUUCCGAAAAAUCUUCUUCCAAGAAAGCAUCAGCUCCAAAAGCUAAAUCAAAGAAAGAAGCAACAGCAAAAAAGACUCCUCAAAGGAAAACACCAACUGAAUCUUCUAUGAGUCGUUCCAAAUCCAAGGAUCAAAGUGAAACCACUCCAAAGACCUUCUCAAGGAAGAAGAAUAAUCACGUAGUUGAUGAGAAACCUUCAACUCCCAAGAAAUCUGCUUCUAAAGAGAAAACUGGGAAAAAAGUUGCAAAACCAAAAGAAGAAAAGCAAAAGCCUAGUGACGAUGAACUCAAAGUUGCAGUAUGUGAAACUCUUAAAGAAGUUGAUUUUAAUACGGUAACCUUUACCGACAUUCUCAAACUGCUCAAUAAGCGAUUCAAUACAGAACUCACUCCAAGAAAGGGGACUCUGAAAAUCAUGAUCCAGGAGGAACUUACAAAGCUAGCUGAUGAAGAGGAUGAGGAUGAAGAUGUUGCUGAGGAAACUGGAAAAGAAGCGUCUGCCAUAAAAGCAUAAAAGGCAGGUGAAGCACCAACACAACAACAAACUGCACUAUGUAUUUCCAGCCACCCUUUUUAUUACAUUUAUGACCAUUAUCCCUUUUAGGUCUUGUCAUCAUGUAGUGUUUUUAUCUUUUUUCUGUUUGUAGUUUAUUGUUAGUUGGUUGCAUAUUAGCUGGGCAGAUAAGGAACUUCAUGUUCAUUAGAAACCCUGUAGAUAGAGGUAACCCACCUUGGUGUAGAUCAUGUUUCAUAUGUACACAUCACCAUAAAUUGUAGGGUUUUCUUUAUUUAAAUUAUGGAUUAUGGAUAUUUUCUUUUGACUGAUAAUAAUGGUUUUGGAAACCUGUUUUAACAAAA
Molecule: messenger RNA, 2269 nt
Organism: Erigeron canadensis
Lineage: Eukaryota; Viridiplantae; Streptophyta; Magnoliopsida; Asterales; Asteraceae
Product: transcriptional regulator ATRX homolog
Exons: 12
Coding region: 180-1925 (581 amino acids)
Biological process (GO): chromatin organization; regulation of double-strand break repair
Cellular component (GO): nucleus
Molecular function (GO): histone binding; DNA binding
Source: RefSeq, a predicted model, not a curated record